AUGAUCGGGAGUGUGAUCAGAUUUGAUGCUGUGUCAGACAGAAUAUCUGUGCUGCGUCUAAAAGGCAAGUUCUGCAACUACUCUAUCAUAAAUGUCUACGCUCCAACAGAGAUGUCAGAAGACAGUAAAAAGGACGAGUUCUAUGACCAUCUAGAAGAGACAUAUGAUCAACUACCGAGUUUUGAUGCAAAACUAUUGAUUGGAGAUUUUAACGCACAAGUGGGAAGAGAAGCAGCUUUCAUGCCUACUAUUGGAAAACACAGCAAGCAUGCCACAACAAACGACAAUGGUCUGAGACUGAUAUCAUUUGCAACAGCAAGGGCGCUAGUAAUCAAGAGCACAAUGUUCCCUCAUAAAGAUAUCCACAAAGGUACCUGGAAGUCACCUGAUGGAAAAACAGUGAACCAGAUCGAUCAUGCCGUGAUAGAUGACAGACACAAAAGCACCAUACAGGACGUGCGUUCGUACAGAGGGCCUGACUGUGACAGCGAUCACUAUCUGCUUGGUAUCCAACUCAGGGCAAGGAUCACGGUAAAAAGAAGGAAUAACACCAGAAAAGAGGAGCCGAUUAACUUAGACAACCUAAGAGACCCAGAUAUAAGAGAAAAGUUUCGAUUAGAGUUGAAUAACAGGUUUAACCAGCUCACGGUUGACGCGGAUAUUGACAAUCACUGGGAUAGUGUGAAACACACAGUAAAAACAACAGCUGUUAAAGUACUGGGAAGAAAAAGAAACACCAAAAGAAGAAAGUGGUGGAAUCAGGACUGCGAAGAGAUUGUCAAGGAAAGGCGGAAAUGUAAAAUCCAGGCUGAGAAUAACGAGGAAUGGGUUGCCAAAUAUAAGAAGGUCCAAACGGAAGCUAGUACGAUCAUUAAGAGAGCCAAAAGACAGCAUCUGGACAACAUCGUAAGAGGGAUGGAGACACUCCUCAGAGCUAACGAGUCACGGAAAUUCUAUAAGGAAGUAAGCUCCUGCAAGAAAGGCUACCAACCCACGGCUCAGUUCCUUGAAGACGAUGAUGGAAACCUGAUAUCGGACAGAGAUACUAUCAUGACCUGCUGGCGCGACUAUUUCCAGCAACUGCUCAACUGCCAACCACUCGAGGAACAAGUACCCCGCUCUAUGGAACACAAUAGCGAAAUCGUGGAACCCCCGACCUUUGAAGAAGUUCGUGAAGCCAUAAUGAGACUCAAAAACCACAAAGCACCGGGCAUUGACGAUUUACCCUCCGAAUUGUGGAAAUACGGCGGGGGUCGAGUACAGUCGGAACUAUUCCAGUUACUGUGCAAGAUCUGGGAAGAGGAAAAGCAGCCAAAGGAAUGGAACCUAGGAGUGAUCUGCCCCCUUAUGGAGAAGAAAUGGGAAUACGCGCAGAGCAUCCAUUCACUUUUCGUGGACUUUACUAAGGCGUACGACAGCAUUGAUCGAGAAGCGCUGUUCACUAUCCUACGCAACUUUAAAAUACCGGCAAAAAUAGUGAGCAUGGUUGAGGUUGCCACAAAGGAGAGUAGGAUGAAGGUUCGUGUUGGAGGAGAACUGACGGAUGAGUUCGCGGUGGUCACCGGUCUAAAGCAGGGGGAUGCCCUAUCGCCUAUGCUUUUCAACCUAGCCCUGGAGCAUGUUCUCAGAGGAGUUUUAGAACUUGACUUCGGGCUACAACUCAAUGGAAAGCACAAGGUGGUUGGCUAUGCCGAUGACCUAGCGGUGCUGGGCAAAACAGCUGAAGAGGUUCGGAAAGCUGCGAAACUCCUUGAUACAGAAGCCGGAAAAAUUGGUUUAAGAAUAAACUGCGGAAAAUCCGAAUAUCUCCACAUGAAGCGCUACAAGGACAAGUCCGUUCGCAGACAAGACCUGCAUGUUGGAGAUGUGACGUACAAAGGGGUCUCCCGGUUUAAAUACCUAGGUUGCACUGUCACGGAUACGAACACUCGCGACGAGGAAAUCGAUACCCGCAUCCAAAGCUUCCUGCGCUGCAGUGCCGCUUUGCAUAAAGUGUUGACGUCUAGGCUUCUGAGCAGAAACACCAAACUCAGAAUUUACAAAACGGUAAUAAGACCGAUACUGAUGUACGGGUGUGAGGCCUGGACGUUAACGCAGAAAGAAGAGAGCAAACUGCUGGUGGCGGAACGGAAGGUCCUAAGGAAGAUCUUUGGCCCAAGACAGAGACCCGAUGGAAGCUGGAGAGUCCUGAAAAACGCCGAACUGGAAGAUCUGAUGGCGGGGGCUAACAUAGUGGGAGAAACAAAAGCCCACAGACUUCGCUGGCUAGGCCAUCUCCAGAGAAUGGGAAAAGAUCGUAGCGCAAAAAGAGCCUACAUGGGCCGUCCGACGGGGCGCCGACCGGUGGGCCGGCCCAGGUACCGCUGGAGUGACGCGGUGGAGGCGGACCUGCGCGAGCUACAAGUCGUUGACUGGCGGGAGACUGCACUGGACCGUCAGAAGUGGCGAUCUCUUGUAUCGGAGGCCAAGACUCACUUUGGGUCGCUGAGCCAGCGGAAUUCCGUCAGAGUCUAA
Molecule: messenger RNA, 2514 nt
Organism: Plutella xylostella (diamondback moth)
Lineage: Eukaryota; Metazoa; Arthropoda; Insecta; Lepidoptera; Plutellidae
Source: RefSeq, a predicted model, not a curated record